Cynara cardunculus var. scolymus (artichoke) is the source of this 1930-nucleotide messenger RNA. RefSeq lists its product as uncharacterized. The transcript has 3 exons. The coding region runs from base 142 to 1521 and encodes 459 amino acids. NCBI's taxonomy places the organism in Eukaryota, Viridiplantae, Streptophyta, Magnoliopsida, Asterales, Asteraceae. Gene Ontology annotation, biological process: positive regulation of growth. The record is from RefSeq and is a predicted model, not a curated record.
CUCUCUCUCUCUCUCACAUUUCAAGACCUUGAAGUUGGUGAUAUGAAGAUUCUACUCUUCUUCUGCUGAAAGAAUCGAAUCGAGGAUCUGCUAUUGGCUCAGCUGCAAGAUCGCUGCUUCAAAUAUUUCUUGAGGUAAGGGAUGGUGGCUGAGUCAUGGUUUCGUGGUCUAUGGAAAUCUUCAAAGAAGCAUGACCUUGGCCAAGAAAAGGCGCGGAUUGGAGUGUUCGCUUUUGAAGUAGCAAGCCUACUGUCCAAGCUAGUCCAUCAAUGGAAUUCUCUUACUGAUAAGCAGGUUAUGAAGUUGAGGGAGAUCAGUAAUUCUGUGGGUAUCAAGAGGCUUGUAUCAGAYGACGACAAUUACUUAGUAGAUUUGAUAUGUGCUGAGAUGCUACAUAAUUUGGAAAACGUGGCAAGAGUAGUGACCAGGCUUGCAAAAAAAUGCAGUGAUCCCCUUUUAAAAUGCUUCGAGCAUGCAUAUGAUGAUUUGAUCAAGUUGGGAGUCGACCAGUAUAACUGGCAGUUCACUUGGAAGAAGAUGGACAAGAAAGUCAAAAAGAUGGAAAAGUUCGUUUUUGUGAAUGCGAAUUUGUAUCAGGAAAUGGAAACCCUCACAGAGCUUGAACAAAUCCUGAGGAGAAUGAAGAGCAACGAUUACCAAGAUAGCAUAACUUUGGUCGAGCAUAUGAAGAAAUUGGCGUGGCAGCAGCAAGAAGUCAAAUGGCUGAAAGAGAUAUCUCUGUGGAACAGGACUCAUGACUAUGUGGUUCUCCUUCUGGCAAGAUCCAUAUUCACUAUUUUCAAUAGGAUUGGGCAUGUAUGCAUACCUCUGUUAACGGACUACUCUGAUUUCCUAGAUUCUGAUCAUAUCUACCGCAGCCAAUCUGUAUCGGCAUUGCUUCAGUCUUAUAUUCACCCGUCUGAGAAUGGUUCUCCUGUGAAAAAUUGCCAUAUUAAUCCGAAUGCUGCUUGUGUUACAACCCCACAUAGGAUUGAAGAUUCUGAGGUCGAACUUCGUACUGUUAGUAGCUCUAAACAGAAUAUCUUUGAUGCUCCUCCGGAAACUCUUGGUGCUGCUGCUUUAGCACUGCACUACGCUAAUGUCGUUAUCGUACUUGAGAAACUUUUGGCCUCUCCCCACUUAAUCAGUCAUGAUGCAAGAGAUGAUCUGUACAAUAUGUUGCCAAAAACCGUUAGAAGCGCUCUCAGAGUGCGGUUAAAACCAUACACGAAGAGCUUGGCUUCAUCAGAUUACGAUAGAGAUUUGGCAGAAGAAUGGAGUGAGGCAAUAUCGGCCAUUUUAGAAUGGUUAUCCCCACUUGCUCAUAGCAUGAUACAAUGGCAAUCGGAGAGGAGUUUUGAGCAACAAAAUCUGGUUUCUAAGACGAACGUGCUUCUUGUACAAACUCUCCACUAUGCAAAUCAAGAAAAGACCGAAGCCACAAUAACCGAGCUUCUCGUUGGUCUCAACUACAUUUGGAGAUUUGGCAGAGAAGUGAAUGCGAAAGCUGUUGGAAUGUGAAAGUGGUGGAUUAAUCGAUGAUUCUUUAAAUUUGGCAAGUUAGCAGCAUGUUUUCAGCUUUCUGGCAAUGACAAACAGCUCCCUUCCCAAAGGCAUCGGCUCCUGUUUCAGGAGCCGUUUGCGGGUAGAAGUUGAACCACCAUCGUCUUUCUGAUCAAGCCCGGUGAUCACAAUACUUGGGUCUCCCUCUCCCCUUCCUGUGGUCAAAAGGUACGGUUCGAAAAAUCUAAAAGUAGUUGUUUCAUCAAGCGACCUUUUGGCAUAGAAUUGAUACGGUAUUUGCUUGUUAGGUGGGUGUGUUAUUGUGUAGAUGUAUAGGUAAUGGUCAAAUAUUCUCUAGAGAUUUGUGGAUUUACAAAGUUCUCCUUAUAAAAUAUAACAUGUUUGAAAUUGAGCAAUUAUCAAGCAU